AUGACUUUCUGGGUCAGUGCUACUGGAAUUCCGACACACUUCUGGCUUGAGCCAAUCUUCAAGGCCCUUGGGAAGGGACUCGGGCUAGUUGGAAAAGUGGAAGAAAAGGCGGUAAAAUUUGAAUUGGAGCUGGAUUCAGAGCGUCCCUUAAAAUUCAAGCUCCGUGCGCAACUACCUUUGGGUGAGAUCGUCCCUGUAACUCUCGAAUACUCAAACCUCCAUCGUUGGUGCCACCACUGUCGUCUCAUAUCCCAUGAAAUCGAUACUUGCCCUCAACUAACUGAUAAACAAAGAGAACAGUUAGCAAAAGAGAAAGACCUAUCAAGAGACCAAGUCCCCUUUCCUAGAAUGGAAGUCAACAGAAAUGGAGAGAAUUCAAGGAGAGCAACCGCACCUGUCACAAAGGCUCCAUUGCCACAGGAAAGGCGACAGGGAGAUCAUCCUCAACGAGACAACAGGGACAGCGUUUGGAAACGCAUUGACUCCCGUUAUGCUCCUAGAGAAGACUACCGCCGAGACCACCGCCUAGCUCCUCGUGAACAAGAGAAACUGCCACACCAAAAAGAAACUUACAACAAGAGAAGAUAUGAUGAAUCUUUUGCUUCAAGUAAAAAAAGGGAAGAGGAAAGGAAAGAAUCGAGCAAGCACCUACCCUCAAGAAGAAACUCGGAGGAAGAUCAACUCCCUACAGCAUCUCAUGCGAAACAACCUGCUCGCUCCCUUGCCCUGCCUCAGCCAGUGACUGACAAAUCCUUAAAGGAGAGAAUCAGUACAAACUUGUCUCCUAAACACGUUCGGGAACGGCCUUUUAAGCUUAAUCUACGAUCAAAAUCUAUUGAGGAUCAAAAGCUGAAAGGAAAAGUGGCUGAUUCGGAGAAUGUAUCUGAUGAGGGAAGCUCUGCAAAGAAGAGUUUAAAAUUUGAUGAAGAAAGGCCUCGGUCUUCAAGUAAUCUGCAAGUCGGUCCACUGAAGUUCCAACCUUCAAAGGAAAAAGAAAAGAGUUGGUAUGAACAGACUCUAGAUGAGGAGGAAGAGUCGGUGGAUCGGGAGACUGUUAAACAACCUGCCUUGCAUGCAGAGGAGACGAGGGAGAAUGUAGAGGAGACGAGGGAGAAUGUAGAGGACCCUGAUGCAGAAAAAAUCCUAGAGGAAGAAGACUGGAUGGUGGAUGAGGCUAACUACGAUGACGAUGACCUGUUAGAGGAAGACGAUCUGAUGGAGGAAGACGACUUAUUGACGGAGGAUCUGGAACAAGUAGAGGCUGUGAUCGCGCCGGCUCAAGAGGAAUCGAAGCAGAUAAACACGGCUCCUUCUGAGUCAGAGAUAGGCAAGAAACUCUCUGCGAGACCAAGUCCUCUGGCCCCGUUUGAUCAAACAACUGAAUCUCGUCCUGCUCUAACCCCAUCUUCAAAAUCGCGUCCAUCGCCGGCAAAGAAGAAACGGAGCUCCCCAAGCCCAAUUGCAACCGGUGUCUCUCUGAGACAGAGGAACCUAAUGGGUCGGGCUUCUGGAAAGGCAAGAGUUUCUAGGAUUGGGCCGAAUCUGCAGCAAUGCCCCCUCUCCAAGUGA
Brassica napus (rape) is the source of this 1569-nucleotide messenger RNA. RefSeq names its product golgin subfamily A member 6-like protein 22. The record is from RefSeq and is a predicted model, not a curated record. Lineage: Eukaryota; Viridiplantae; Streptophyta; Magnoliopsida; Brassicales; Brassicaceae. Bases 1 to 1569 code for a protein of 522 amino acids. The transcript has a single exon.